AUGGUUAGAGACAUUGUCAGACAGAACCAGUCGAGCCCUUAUUGGCAUCGGUGCAUCAAAGGAUUGUUCCUUUUCCAAUUACCUCAAAUCAUCGGUGAACGAAACUUAGGUAUCCACAACCAUGGUACGACAUGUACGCGCUGUAUCAUUCCGGGUGCUAUCACGAAAGGUGAUAUUUCUAUCUUGACUGGGAAACCCAGAGCAGGUUUUAUGAACCUGUGGCAUAGGCGUGACAUCAGCUUGUCCGCUAACGAUCAAAUUUACAAUGCUGCGGUGCGCUCCAUAUUAUCAUAUGGAUCGGAGAUCUGUGCACUGCGCGCCGAGGACGUCAAAAGUGUUUAA
Opisthorchis viverrini is the source of this 342-nucleotide messenger RNA. RefSeq lists its product as hypothetical. Lineage: Eukaryota; Metazoa; Platyhelminthes; Trematoda; Opisthorchiida; Opisthorchiidae. The coding region runs from base 1 to 342 and encodes 113 amino acids. The record is from RefSeq and is a predicted model, not a curated record. The transcript is spliced from 2 exons.